Acanthosepion pharaonis is the source of this 477-nucleotide messenger RNA. The record is from the annotation of a GenBank genome assembly. Lineage: Eukaryota; Metazoa; Mollusca; Cephalopoda; Sepiida; Sepiidae.
AUGGGAGAUGAACUACCUGAAGGAUGGGAAAAGCGAGUGAGUCGAAGUUCUGGCAAAGAAUAUUAUUUGAAUCUGUAUACAAAAGAGAGCCAAUGGGACCGCCCAACUGAACCUGCUUCUGAGGAGCAGGACACUGUCCAGUGUUCUCAUUUAUUGGUCAAGCAUAAAGACUCCCGCCGGCCCUCAUCCUGGAGAGAAGAAAAGAUCACACGGACUAAAGAGGAGGCAAUUAACAUUCUUUCAGGUUACAGAGACCAGAUAAAGAGUGGCAAGGCUGAUUUUUCAGACCUCGCCUCCAAGUACAGCGACUGCAGCUCUGCUAAAAGAGGUGGUGAUCUUGGUAUCUUUGGGCACGGUCAGAUGCAGAAACCUUUUGAGGAUGCUUCGUUUGCUCUGCAGGAUAUUGUAAUUCUAUCUAUCUAUCUAUCUAUCUAUCUAUCUAUCUAUCUAUCUAUAUGGUGGACUCUCCUAUCGUGA